Molecule: messenger RNA, 2723 nt
Organism: Neurospora tetrasperma FGSC 2508
Lineage: Eukaryota; Fungi; Ascomycota; Sordariomycetes; Sordariales; Sordariaceae
Exons: 5
Coding region: 465-2279 (604 amino acids)
Molecular function (GO): protein binding
Source: RefSeq, a predicted model, not a curated record
CAGCAUUUGCAGCCUGCAGCCCUAACUGCUUCGCCCAAGUCCUCCCAUCAACAAACAUCGGAAUUGGCGCAACGCCAGCAUCACCAUCCCCAUCAACCCCUCGGAUCCCGUCAUUGGCCCUUGGUUGUGUACAGUGCCAUUCGACUAGGGAUUCCGAGCCCCCUCGCGGUCCCCAUCUUUUGCGUCUUUUCGCGCUGCGAUCCGUCCCGCGCGCACGCCAUCCCAACGCACGGUAGCUCGACGCUCGUUCCGACCUCACGCCGGCUGCACUCCAGCUGCGUCAUCUUACGAGCCGCCUUUGUAUCAUCGGCCGCAUCCCUCGUUCUCGCUUCCUUCAGCCGAUUGCUGCCUUGAGCCUUCGCAAACCUGCGCGACCGCCCUAGCCUUCCCGGCUUGGAUUUCUGUCCGUUUCUCGUCGGCUUCACCAACACAUAGCACGCGGACAACCGCCCCAACUACGCAAGAUGUCUAUGUAUCCGCACCGACCCAUUGCGGGCGCGCCCAUUCAGAACAUGGGCCGCCUCAACGAGCUCCUCGAUGGCAUCAGAAUGGAAUUCGAAUCACAAGCUCGCCAGUACGAGACCUGCCAGCAUGACUUGGCAACGCAGCUUCAGGAGCUUCAGGUCAUCCGUGAGAAAGUCUUCCAGAUGGAGCAGCACCAGAUGAACGUAAAGCAAAAGUACGAGGAUGAGAUUGCACUGCUGCGUCGCCAGCUUGAAGCCCGCGGAGGCGCUCCCGGCAACAUGAACCCGCCUCCACAGCAUCCUGGCCAGCAGCAGCCCCCUGCUAUCGGUUUGGGAAGCAAUGUCUUUAGCGCGAUCAUGGCAGGUCAGGGAGGGCAGGCCUUGGUCCCUCCUCCCCCUCCACCGCAGCAGCAAGAACAGCCAGCACAUAUGCCUGCGCCCCCUGGGCUUCAGGGUCCUCCUCCCCCGCCCCCGCCGCCGUCUCAGCAGCCUCCCUUCCAGCAGCAGUAUCAAGGACCCCAGGGACCUGGUAACUUUCCUCCCCAGCCGCCGCAGAGCACUGCCUCUCCUGGCCCUGCCGGCAAACGUGGCAUCGGCAGACCUCCCGCCGGCGGCCCGGCUACUCCUCAAAUCAACACUCCGAUCCCGUACAACGGCGGCCCUGCUCAGUCGCCCCAGGUCCCAACCCAUCCUACCCCGGACCAUACCCGGAUGGCUCAGCACCACCAGCCUCCCCCGCCUCCGCCUUCUCAGACCAACGCUUUGAGCGAGCUUGAUCCCGACCGCCUUCCGAAUCACAUCAAGAAGAUGAAGGACGAUUGGUGGGUUAUCUUCAACGCGGCCGUUCCCAGGGUACUAGACGUUGAGCUGGUACACACUCUUCAGCAUGAGAGCGUUGUUUGCUGCGUGAGGUUCAGCAUGGAUGGCAAGUACGUUGCCACCGGCUGCAACCGUUCCGCUCAGAUCUACGACGUGGAGACUGGCGAGAAGCUUUGCAUCCUGCAAGACGAAAACAUCGAUCUUACUGGAGAUCUUUACAUCAGAAGCGUCUGCUUCAGCCCUGAUGGCAAGUAUCUUGCCACUGGAGCCGAGGACAAGCUCAUCAGAGUCUGGGAUAUUCAGUCGAGGACCAUUCGUAACACCUUCCAUGGCCACGAACAAGAUAUCUACAGUCUCGACUUCUCUCGCGAUGGUCGCACUAUUGCUUCCGGCAGUGGCGAUAGAACCGUCCGUCUUUGGGACAUUGAAACCGGGCAGAACACGUCUGUCCUCUCUAUUGAAGAUGGUGUCACGACUGUUGCUAUCUCGCCCGACAAGCAAUUCGUUGCUGCCGGAUCCCUGGACAAGAGCGUCCGUGUCUGGGACAUGAGAGGCUACCUUGCGGAGCGUCUUGAGGGCCCCGACGGCCACAAGGAUAGCGUCUAUAGUGUUGCUUUCUCUCCUGAUGGCCGCAAUCUUGUCAGCGGCAGUUUGGACAAGACCAUCAAAAUGUGGGAACUUAGUGCUCCGCGCGGUAUUCCUUCUUCGGCGCCUCCUAAGGGUGGGCGCUGCAUUAAGACCUUCGAGGGCCACAGAGAUUUCGUCCUCAGCGUUGCACUGACCCCUGACUCGCAAUGGGUCCUCUCCGGUUCCAAGGACCGCGGUGUCCAGUUCUGGGACCCCCGUACCGGCCAUACACAGCUCAUGCUCCAGGGACACAAGAACUCGGUCAUCUCCGUGGCGCCCAGCCCAGUGACUGGUCCCAACGGUGUUGGGUACUUCGCUACCGGGUCUGGUGAUAUGCGGGCCCGCAUCUGGUCUUACUCUCGGAUAUAGAACACCAGCGGAGUUGCAAUGCGAACCCUAGAUUCGACCCAUUCCAUUAUUCGUGAGAUUCUAGAGGGAGAGAGUAGAUCAGCGAUACAAGGAAAGCACGAAGAAGGAGAAAGUGUGUUCCCCGGUCGAUAUUGUGAUGUGGACACGGCGUCAAGGAUAUUUCUGAAAUGAAUUAGGAAGGACAACAGAAAGGAAUAACGUGAAAGAAAUUUUAUUAGUUCAAGUUUUAUCCCGUUUGGGUCUUCCAAGGUCACGUCCUAUUCUUGGGCCUUUGUUUGAUACAUGCCUUUUGGUUAUGAGUUAUGGACUUGCACACGUUGGGUAGGAAUAGGCCGUAUUGCCAUGCCUGAAAGGGAUACGACACACGUUCGAUUAUUGGGUAUGGAUGGAGGACGAUUGCGGAACAUAGGACGUGGCCAUCCUGGGUCUUGGUCGAUGUUUAAG